Molecule: messenger RNA, 1515 nt
Organism: Ylistrum balloti
Lineage: Eukaryota; Metazoa; Mollusca; Bivalvia; Pectinida; Pectinidae
Product: solute carrier family 49 member 4 homolog
Exons: 10
Coding region: 1-1515 (504 amino acids)
Biological process (GO): transmembrane transport
Cellular component (GO): membrane; intracellular membrane-bounded organelle
Molecular function (GO): transmembrane transporter activity
Source: RefSeq, a predicted model, not a curated record
AUGGUGAAAGGACUGUACAAAGUAGCUCCUUAUUCUAAAUCGACUGAUCAACCCAAAGAGUUUCAGAGUGACUACAUACAAAAUGCUUAUAAUUCUAAGCCUUCUUCCCAACUUGGAGACACGGUAGUGUCAUUUGAAUUAAAAGCACUGAAAAACGGCCACACUCGCACUCACCAAGACGAUACCAUUGAUCUGAAAGGUGGCAAACCAAACGAUCGGACAGAUGGAGAGAUUGUAGAUCAGAAAGAAGACGGACAAUACAUUGAAGUGUACGGACGGCGAUGGUAUAUCUUGGUUGUCUUCUCUCUCCUCACCUUUACCCAGGCCGCUGUAUGGAACACAUGGGGACCGAUAGCCGUGUCUUGUGAAAAGGCUUUUGGCUGGGACAAUACCAUUAUAGCACUGCUCCCUAACUGGGGGCCUAUUGGGUCAUUACUGGCGGGAUGGCUGUCGUCAUGGAGUAUGGACGUCAAAGGUAUACGGAUGUGUUGUCUUCUGACAGCAGCGCUAGUAACAGUUGCUUCGACCAUACGAUGUUUUACGUCAGAGCCUCCGUACAUCACGUGGACGUCAAACAUAGCCGCCUUUCUAAAUGGAUUAGCAGGUCCGAUAUCGAUGGGGAUGCCACCUGUUUUGUCCGCUACAUGGUUCCCGCCAAACCAACGAACCACAUCGACUGCCAUAGCAACACUGUGUAACUACGGAGGUGUCGCAGCUGCAUUCCUCAUAGAUGAUGCAGACGUGCCACGCAUACGUCACCAGAUAAUGGUAAUUAUGUACGCCGAAUGUGGAUGGUGUUUUCUAUUAAUGUUAAUGGUAGCAGUAUACUUCCCCUCCAAACCGCCGAAGCCACCAAGUACAACGGCGUCAAAAGAACGUUUGGACAUAAAAUCUGGGUUUAGAAAACUGAUGAGGAACAAGAUGUUUCUUCAGUUAUGCCUUGCCUAUGGAUUGCCUGUAGGUAUUGUAGCACUAUGGGGCGGUGUGUUAUCAGUCGAUCUCAAGUCUUAUGAUGUAUCGGAGGCACAAGCUGGAUGGAUUGGUUUUUAUUCCAUUAUUGCCGGAUGUUUUGGAUGUCUUGCUAUGGCCCGAGUCUCGGAUAUAUUUUCUAAAAAUAUCAGGCAAAUUUUGAUAUUGUUGUAUUCCUUGGCAUUCCUGGACUUUCUGUGGUUCAAUCUGAUUCUGGUAGACCUUAUUCCUAGUUCAUUAGCACAGAUAUAUGUCUCCAUCAUAACGGGUACCCUACUGGUGAACGCCACUGUCCCGUUAUGGUUUGAGAUGGCUUGCGAGAUUACCUACCCAAUCGCAGAAGGUAUCACCACUGUCGUUAUGCUGAUGUGGCUCAAUACUGUUGGGCUUGUAUUUCUGGGGUUGCAAAUGAUUCCAAACAUUGGUACAGCUUGGCAAAAUUGGAGUAUUCUUGGUUCUAUCGCUGUCGGUAUCCCGGUUCUGUUGUUGAUGAAUGACAGCUACAACAGAUUGAAUAUUGAUCAAAUGGUGACAGGGAAAAUAUAA